Molecule: messenger RNA, 3363 nt
Organism: Fragaria vesca subsp. vesca
Lineage: Eukaryota; Viridiplantae; Streptophyta; Magnoliopsida; Rosales; Rosaceae
Exons: 15
Coding region: 131-3016 (961 amino acids)
Biological process (GO): mitotic sister chromatid cohesion; DNA repair
Cellular component (GO): nucleus; chromatin
Source: RefSeq, a predicted model, not a curated record
UCUCUCCCCCGAAAACAAACCCUAACUUUCUCUCUCCUCGAUUCCGGCUGUCAAUGGUGUGAGAAUUAGGGCUAGAGGUGUGAGAUCGUGAAGGAUCUAUCUAGACGAUUAAACGCGAGUGCCCGAUAGUAUGGCCUCCAUCGACAAUGAGCUCGAGGCGCAGCUUCUCGAAGCUGGGAAUCAACUCCUCGAAUCGCCGUCCACCGUCGACGACCUCCUUCCUCUUCUCGACAGGAUCGAAAGCUGUCUAUCAAAGGUAGAACAAUCACCAAACAAGUCAAUGCAAGCCGCACUUGCACCGUCACAGAAGGCAUUGGUUACUGAACAACUUUUAAGGCAUUCAGAUCCUGAUGUCAAAGUUUCCGUUGCGUCUUGCAUCAGUGAGAUAACAAGAAUAACUGCGCCAGAUGCACCAUAUGAUGAUGACCAAAUGAAGGAGGUCUUUCAGCUUAUCGUGUCUUCAUUUGAAAAUCUAGACGACCAGUCCAGCCGAUCAUACACAAAGAGGGCAUCCAUUCUUGAAACUGUUGCAAAGGUCAGAUCCUGUGUGGUAAUGUUGGAUCUUGAAUGCGAUGCAUUGAUCGUUGAGAUGUUCCAGCAAUUUCUCAAGGCAAUAAGGGACUACCACCCAGAGAAUGUUUUUUCAUCGAUGGAGACAAUUAUGACCCUUGUCAUAGAAGAAAGUGAAGAUAUAUCUUCUGAACUUCUUUCUCCUUUGUUAGCUAGUGUGAAAAAUGAUGAUGAGGACGUUCUACCAAUUUCUCGAAAGUUGGGAGAAAGAGUAAUCGAAAGUUCUGCUAUUAAACUUAAGCCCCACUUGGCACACGAAGUAGAAACCCAUGGCAUUGCAUUAGGUGAUUACAGUAAAGUGGUAGCUUCUAUAUGCCAAGAGACAGAUGGUGACACUGAGAAGAAUGAAGUGCAUGAUGAUGAGGAUAUGGAGGACAAGUCAACAAUCCGGGAAUCUUCAGAGGAGGCAGUCCAGGAGGACAAGUCAACAAUCCAGGAAUCUUCGGAUGAGGCAGUUCAGGAAGAUAAAGAAAACUCCACCGCGGCAGUUUCUUCUGAACAAGUUGAUCCUGAAAUUGAUGGAUCCUCAAAGGUAGUUAUGAAUAAUGGUGGUGCAGCGAAUGGGGAAGAUGAAUCUUCGGCUGAUGUGAACUCUUUAAAGAAGCAAGAGCAGGUUGAAGAUACCGAGGAAGUAAAAGGUCCAACUACAUCAAGUGUUGCUGAACCUGAUAGUUUGGAGACUGAGAAGGCUGUUUACGCAAAACAAAUGCCAGAAGAAGUUAGUGAGGAUAAAGAUAAUUUGUCAACAGCACAACCUGCAGACAGUCCUCAAGCUGAUAAUGAGGAAGAAACCGUGGCACUUCCGGGCCAUAAAAGUGGCUCUGAAGAUGCUCGUGAUCCACCUCGUGAGGAUCCUGAUGUGGAGGGAGCUGUGCCUUCAGAAAGUGAGAAAGGGUCGGAUAUUAAUAUCUCCAGUGCAUUGGAGAAGGAAUCAACUGAUGUUGCUCCACCAUCCCCAAGUGGGAGCCUUCCUGAUGAAAGUCUUCCCAAAAAGGCUGGACGACAUAAGAAGAAAGAUACUUCUAAUAAAGAAGCUACACCUGUUGCUGAUGACAAAUCCAAAAAGGCAAUUGAUGGAACAAGUGAUUCAGAAUUAAAAUCAAGUAAGCGCUCUGGGAAAAAGGUCUCUGCUGGGGGUUCUAAUGAGAACAAAAGUCCCAUUGUGGUGGAUGCACCUGUAAAGGAAAGUGGCACCGCUAGUGAUUCAGAGGUAAAACAGAAGUCAUCUAAGAAGGUUUCUACUGGGAAUUCUAAGGAGAAUAAAACUUCAGUUGUGGUAGAUGAACCUAGAAAGGAAAGUAGCAGCACAACUGAUUCAGAGGCAAGACAUAAGUCAGCUAAGAAGGUUGAUGGAAGCAAUAAAACUAGUGAUGAGUCUUCUUUGAAGCAGCCAGAAGAUAAGAAAACGCGUGCGCGCAGUAAAGGUUCUUCAAGAAGAAGUUCAACAAAACCCUCACCCAUGGAAGUGGACAAGGAGAUACUGCUGACGCCCAAGUCAAAAUCAACCAAGGAUGAACUCCCAUUAGAGGAGACCCCUAAGACAAAUUCCAAGAGGAAGCGUCCUUCGGAAAAAGAAAAGCAAUCAGGUGUAAAAGAGUUUGAUGAGUCUGAGAUUAUUGGUUCAAAGAUAAAAGUUUGGUGGCCAGCGGAUCGAGCGUAUUACAAAGGUGUUGUCCAUUCAUAUGAAUCUGGUAAAAAGAAGCAUGUGGUGAAGUACAAUGAUGGAGAUGAAGAAAUUUUAAAUCUUAAAAAUGAGAAAUGGCUGUAUGCAGAAAGCGACUCUGAAUCAGAUGGGGAGCAGGAAGCUGAUGAGUCAAGUCACGAUGGCUCUUCUGAACAGUCCCUGAAGAAGAAAGUGAGAAAUAUUCGUGAUGGCUCAACUAAGAAAAAUACGGGUGGAGGAGCUUCCUCCAGCAAAUCAAAAGGCAGAAACACCAAGUCUGGUCGUAAACAAAGAGACAGCAGUAAACCUGAUGGGCGAUCCAAGGCUGUUGGCAAAGCAGAUGAUGACCGUGGUGGUAAAUCAAAGGAUCAAACUCCAAAAAGUGGUGGUAAAUCCGUGGAUGUUGCUCAGAAGGUAUCCAGCAAGUCAAAGAACAAUGAGUCACAGACACCUAAGAGUGGCAAAUCCAAGGAGGAUGAUAGCAGCACCCCAAGAGCUUCAACCAAGUCCAAGCAAGACACUCAAAAGGCUGGGAAGUCAAAUAAAGGCACACCAAAGACUAGCCCCACUACUCCCAAGGGUAAAUCCUCUAUGAGUAGUAGCAAAGCGAAUGGCAAGGUGAAAUCUGGUUCAAAGGCAAGAGGCAGCGAGGAUAUGGAGGAGGAUUCUACCGAUUCGGAAAAAGAACCAGAAAGGACCAAGGGGAAGUCAACAAUUUCAUCCAAGGCACAGGGAAGCCAGACCAAGUCUGGUAAAAAGCGAAGGAGAGGAACCAAAAGUUGAUGAUUGUCGUAUCUUUCAAUUAGGUUUCGCCAUCAUGUUUGGCAAGAUCCCGAGAUUUGUGGUUAGAAUUGGUACAUCCAGCGUUUGAUAUCUAGCAGAUGUCGGUUGUAGGAGUAAUCUAGCUUUAUUCAUAUUUAUGUUAUUAGAGUAAGAUUAUUGUUUAUUUUGGAGGCAACAGUAGAGAUGCUUGGGUUAGCUUUGUUGAUUUUAUAGAUAAUGUUGUUAGAUCUGCAGAUGUGCUGCCAGAGUACCAUAUUCUAAAUUAAAGACUUCUGUUCUUGCUCAGCAUUAUGCAGAGUGAGCUAGUUCUAGAUCUGCCAACUUGGUGCGUGUUUGUAGUUGUUUCU